Penicillium maclennaniae is the source of this 375-nucleotide messenger RNA. RefSeq lists its product as uncharacterized. The record is from RefSeq and is a predicted model, not a curated record. The transcript has a single exon. The coding region runs from base 1 to 375 and encodes 124 amino acids. NCBI's taxonomy places the organism in Eukaryota, Fungi, Ascomycota, Eurotiomycetes, Eurotiales, Aspergillaceae.
AUGUACGCCGCCAGACCGAAGCUGUCCUUAAGCAUCUCUGCUGCGCAGAAUGUGACCCGUCCAUCUCUUUCGCUCAAGUCGCCGAGCGCCAUGUCAAUUCCUCGCUCUCCUCUCUCACCAGUCCACACGUCGAGUCCAACAGCCAAGCGCUUUUCUUCUUUGCAAGUGCCAUCUUACAGCUACACCAAUUCAUGUUCCUCGAAGAGCAUUCUCAAGAAGCACUCGUCCGCGCGAGCGGGCGUCCCCGAAAAGCGCAUACAAUUCAAAGGCACACCAACGGUGCACUGCGUGACUCCAAUCGAGAACCCAGAUGAAUACUACGGCAAGCACACCAAGAUGUCCCGUGAAGAGCGACGAUGGGCAGUACGCGAGUGA